Messenger RNA from Bipolaris oryzae ATCC 44560, 2313 nucleotides. RefSeq lists its product as uncharacterized. Bases 1 to 2313 code for a protein of 770 amino acids. The transcript is spliced from 4 exons. NCBI's taxonomy places the organism in Eukaryota, Fungi, Ascomycota, Dothideomycetes, Pleosporales, Pleosporaceae. The record is from RefSeq and is a predicted model, not a curated record.
AUGCAACGCAGUCCAAACAACUCAACCCUUACAGACUCCGUACUGCAAGAUCCAACAACAACAACAACACCAAAAGAGAGCAUAGGAGAACAUUACCGAACACCCUCACCAGCCAAGGGGGAGCACAUGAUGUCGAACAACACAAACUUGCCUGAAAGCAUGUACCGCUCAUACACCACCGAGCCAGACCACCUUCCUGAGUACCGCCAUGGCACUGAGGCUCACGAUUCCGCUUUUGCACCAAGCGAAGACUCCUUCGUUACAGAAGAUCAAGUGGACCAGCCAAAAACUCCCAUCAAGAGUUGUGUAUCGGUGCCCUGGCAUGGACUGCUCUCUCCGAAAACCCCUGGUUUUGUGAGUGAUGGCUGGAUGAUGGGCACUAGGCAUUUGGACGUCGAGAUGAGCGAUGUAGGUGCACCUGGAGCCAGGAAUAGCUUUACAGUUGAGGAAAACCCCGGCCGAGGCAUCCCUGGCGGAGAGAACAAGAACGAUGGCGAUGUCGAAAUGGUAGAGCGUGAUGCGGCACUUGCGCGCGAGCUCGAGAAGGCUUCGAGUCCCACGCCGAUGCGACGUAGUGCCAGACUGCGCAGACCGCCGCCGUCUGUCUUUGACGUCAAGCCGAGUACACCAACUACACCGACUCCACGUGCCGCCCGCAAGCGCCCCGUAGACCUCGAACCCCCGGCUCAACCCGAAUUCAGCGUUGUGGCUUGCAAGUCCAAUCCCGUACUGUUUGAGGGACUUCCGACUGUGCACUCGCUGGAUUGGCAACUGCAGUACCCGCCUGGCGGAAGUACGCAUCCGUCCUAUCCAUACCCAGUUCUAGAUCCGCGGCUGAUAUUCCAUCAGCCAUUCGUACCUGUUGUUGAUGGCUUGCCGGAUAUCUCUCGCGUGCCGAAGCUUACACUUCCCUUGAAUUGGAAGCACGUGUCGUGGGCUGGCCUCCUUCCUAUUGUAUUCGAUCCUUACCGUCAGGCGUUCAAGCUGACUCCUAUCGGUCCAUUGCCUCUUACGUGCGAAGAGCUUCGGCAGGCGGGCCUACACAAGUACGUUCCGGGCGGAGAGCUUCACCCAGAGUAUGGCUUACUACCCGAUAUGCUUAGGUUGGGCGACGGAUCGGACGCAGAAGUGUUUGACUUUGACGGGGUCGAUUGGACCUUGCCGUGGGAGGGUCAGCUGAACUUCCAUGCACCGACUACCUUAGGACCCAAGUCAAGCAAUAGGACUGACAGCUCAAUCAGCCUUAGUACUUUGAAUGUAUUCAGCCUGGAGAUUUCGCAUCCGUGGCGCGAGGCGCGAGACUGCCCCAACAUGAUCAUCGACCUCGCAGACGGCUGGCGUUGGCUUGCCUCAAAGGAAACCGAUCCAACUGCUAACUUCAUUCCCACACCAGGAAAGACCCGACGCGGUACUGGAGCUCUGCGCUCAAACCGCAAACUCAAAUCUCCAAUUCCCGAGCUCAUGAUGUUAGCUCUCGAAGCAGAGCCAUCUACCUCACUAUUGUCAACUGAGCUCAACCCCAUCCUCCAGAACCAAGACCACUACCUCACCAGCCCAACUGUUAAUCUAUUCUGCCCCUUCAAGAGUGUUGCAACGCCCGUAAAUGUUGACAUCACACUACUAGGCGACACGGAAUUUACCAUCAUGGAGCUGCUGUCCUUUUUCCCACAGCAUUACUACUGGGGCCACGCAGCAGACCGCCUAGCACGUGCAGGCAUCCCGGCGAAUUUCGUCUGCAAAGUACUCAGCAUGACGCGAGCGCUGGACGGCGAUACCGUACCCAAGUCUGGUACUAUUAAUAGUGCGGCUAAGAAUGCGCGUGAGAGGGAUGUUGUUAAACGCGGGGUUACGGAGGAAAUGGACAUGGAUGACGACGAUGGAGACACCCCUGUUCCGGAGCCGGUCUCAUCGACUGAACCGGAUGACACAGAAGUUGUUGCUAGCUAUACGGCUGAAGGCUGGGCCUACGAUGUCUGGGGCAAAAUCGACUACCCACUUCUUGCUCUUGCGCACGGGUUGCAGUCGCUUCCUUCGGGCGUGGAUGCCGGGCCGUUGACUAAGGCGAUUAUUUGGUGCAGGGAGAAUGGGCGCCAUCGCGUUUUGCUGAGUGAGGUUCCUGGUUUGCUGAAGGAAAUCGAUAUCGAGUCGCUGAUUGAACCUGGUGAGGCUGGAUGUCCCGACACAGAAGUUACGAGCAGACAUGCAGAGGCGUUGAAGAAGGAGCGGUUGAGGUUGUCGAGGAUAGCGAAGGCGGGGAAGACGGAUAUGGAAGGGGGUGCAGAGGGGAGGAGCAAGAGGAGGAGGGUGGAGUAG